This is a messenger RNA of Psammomys obesus (fat sand rat), 1618 nucleotides long. RefSeq names its product cilia- and flagella-associated protein 418-like. Bases 25 to 315 code for a protein of 96 amino acids. Gene Ontology annotation, cellular component: cytosol. The record is from RefSeq and is a predicted model, not a curated record. The transcript is spliced from 3 exons. NCBI's taxonomy places the organism in Eukaryota, Metazoa, Chordata, Mammalia, Rodentia, Muridae.
UGCCUGUACUGCCUCACUAGUCACAUGGAAAUUAUCUUGCUUGUUUUUUCACUUUGUUUUCACUUAGCAUGUGACCGACUUCGUUGUGUAGCCUGUGAUUUCUGGGUAGUGAGCUACCGUGACUACAUGUGGGACGAGUCGUGUGACUACCUGUUCUUCAGAAACAACAUGCCAGAAUUCCACAAACUCAAAGCAAAGUUGGUGAAGAAGAAAGGAGCACGGGCUUAUGCCUGCCAGUGUAGCUGGAGAAGUAUUGAAGAACUGACUGAGCUGCAGACAGAUCAUGAGCUUCGUUGGGUUUGUGGUAAACACUGAGAAUGCAGCCUGUUCGCGUUCCAGUGGCUGCAUCCGUGAGAACAAGCUCCACUCGCUACCCUCGGGACAGUGCGUAGCAGUGUUGUGCCCUUUGGGAAAAGGCAACAAAUUUCGUGUAACUACACAUUUUUGAAGACCAAAUGGAAUGGGAAAGACCUGUGACGCCUUGGCUUCACUCCUUGUGACAUGGACAUUUUACUUAGAAGGUUAAAAAUAUCUGAAUACACUCACCUGUAUCCUUUCAGGGACUGAAAUUGUGACAUUCUGUGCAGCUUUCCAGCCCUUCCAAAGCAAUGGCAGUACUAGCUGCUAAUGCUCUCUAAAACUUUGCGCGUGUGGCGUCAUCGUGAAGAGUACCCAGCUGGCAGGGCAGAGUAGUCUCUGUAUAUGAGGGUUCAGGACUCCUCCUGCUCUGAACCAUUAUUAUCAGAGACCGUACGUUAAAAGAACAGAUGACCAUCGGUCAACUGAAGGAUCGUCAGGAGUACAUUGUAAAGCUGCCUUACAUGUAUCUCGCCCGGCCUCACCACCUCGGCUCAGUAUUACAGUAGCAGGAGUAGUGACAGUGAUGUUAGCAACUUUAACUUCUAUGCCUCCUUCACUCCCUGCAAUGUCAAGAGUUGUUUAGUUUCCCGUUAGCAAAUACCAUUUAUAUAUAAAGAUUUUUGAUGCAACUAAAAUUACUAAACUACAAGUACGUCAUUGUUGGACUUUUCACGUAUACUCCAUAAUUCCCAAUGAGUAGCAGGCAACAUGUAGACUUUCUAGUACCAUCAGGCUGAUAGAUUAUGACUGAAGCCUGGCCCGUGGGUAGCUGCUGGGCUCCUGCUGAUAUCGCUGAGAAGAGAGGCACUGUGUCAUCGUAACGUUCAAGAAAUGCAUUCUCCGCUUUACCUCCCAGCCCCGGACACAGGUCAGCCCCUUUCUAGUCUGUGUCUGCUUCCCACAUGUGUGUUAUUUGGUUUAAACAUGUGACGCAGGGCACAUGACACAGAUAGUUUUGUCUUAACUUCAUUCCAGCCACCCAACAAAACUCUGAUCGCUGCAAGACUUUUCCUAGCCUAGGCGGGGAAUCUCAGCUCAGUGGUAGAGUACUUGCAUUGCAUGUGCAAGGCCCUGAGUUGAUUCCCAGCAGUACCAAAAAAGGAAAGAGAGAGAGAAAAGCAAGCUUUUCCUGACCAUGACACUUUUAUGUAUUUAUAAAAUUUUAAUUGUAGCAAAAGAGGUCUCAAAGUGGCUGAUACUGGUAUUUUUGUAUUAAGAUAUACUUAAAAUUUUAUCUUUCAAUAAAUAUUUUCAUUCC